Molecule: messenger RNA, 657 nt
Organism: Triticum turgidum subsp. durum (durum wheat)
Lineage: Eukaryota; Viridiplantae; Streptophyta; Magnoliopsida; Poales; Poaceae
Source: the annotation of a GenBank genome assembly
AUGGCGCCCCGCGUGCCCUCCUCCCUCCUCCUCGUCGGCGCCGCCCUGCUCCUGGGCCUGGCGGCCGGCGCGGCGCGGGCGUCCAACGAGGAGGGGGACGCGCUGUACGCGCUGCGGAUGCGGCUGUCGGACCCCAACGGCGUGCUCCAGAGCUGGGAUCCCACCCUCGUCAACCCCUGCACCUGGUUCCACGUCACCUGCGACAGCGCCAGCCGCGUCGUCCGCCUGGAUUUAGGCAACUCCAACGUCUCCGGCUCCAUCGGCCCCGAGCUCAGCCGCCUUGUGAAUCUUCAGUACCUGGAGCUGUACAGGAACAACCUCAACGGCGAGAUCCCAAAAGAGUUGGGCAAGCUGAAGAAUUUGAUCAGCUUGGAUCUGUAUGCCAAUAAGCUCACCGGAAGAAUCCCCAAGUCCCUUUCCAAGCUCAGCUCACUGAGAUUCAUGCGUUUGAACAACAACAAACUUGCUGGAUCAAUUCCACGGGAGCUGGCCAAACUCUCCAACCUGAAAGUCAUUGAUUUGUCUAACAAUGACUUAUGUGGGACGAUCCCCGUCGAUGGUCCAUUCUCAAGCUUCCCUCUUCGAAGCUUCGAGAACAACAGCAGGCUGAACGGCCCGGAGCUGCAAGGAUUGGUUUCCUAUGACUUCGGAUGCUAG